AUGAUUCCAUGGGAGUGGAUAAGUAUUGGAAACUGCUUGUUCUCUGUAGUCGCCUGUGUGUUUUUAACUAUUUCAUAUGUUGCAAGUCUGUAUGUGUGGAGAACAAAAGAAAACAGAGACCAUCCAAGUACUAUUAAAAGAAGAUUCUUCAGUGUAUUUAUUAUGAUGAUGCUUGCCCCCUUAUUUACAUACUAUUUCCUUAAUAAACCGUUGGACAUAAGAGAAAUGUAUGAAAAAAUGGGUUUGAGAGAAGAGGGAUUUGUUCAAGCCCUAAUCUUACCAUUAUUACUGACAGUUAUUUUAUUCUUAGGACCACUAUCUAUGCAAUUAUUUUCUGGAGCAUGGAGAAUUUACAUUGAACCAAUGUAUUGGAUAUCAUGUUGGCAAGAUUUAGUUUGGGUUAGAAACCAUAUUAUGGCACCAUUAAGUGAAGAAUGGGUCUUUAGAGCAUGCAUGAUGCCUUUGUUACUACAAUGUUUGAAUCCAAUGUCAGCGGUUUUUAUUGGACCUUUACUAUUUGGGAUUGCUCAUUUUCAUCAUGUAUUUGAACAAAUUAAGGCUGGAUAUGAAAUUAAGACAGCAUUAAUUGUUUCUACUUUUCAAUUUACAUACACUACAAUGUUUGGUGCUUAUUCAUCAUUUUUGUUCUUGAGAAGCGGUCAUUUUAUUGCACCAUUAAUGGCCCAUAUUUUCUGCAAUCACAUGGGUUUCCCAAACUUUAGUGACGUUGCUCUGUUUCCUCCCCUAGAGCGUUUUGUUAUUGUCUGUAAUUAUCUAUUAGGAUUUGGACUGUGGUGCUACCUCUUAAAUCCAAUGACUAGUCCUGAUCUAUAUUAUAAUAAACUAAAUUUUGUUACCUGA
Molecule: messenger RNA, 861 nt
Organism: Pieris macdunnoughi
Lineage: Eukaryota; Metazoa; Arthropoda; Insecta; Lepidoptera; Pieridae
Source: the annotation of a GenBank genome assembly